Chelonoidis abingdonii (Abingdon island giant tortoise) is the source of this 3508-nucleotide messenger RNA. RefSeq lists its product as uncharacterized. Gene Ontology annotation, cellular component: nucleoplasm; nucleus. Gene Ontology annotation, molecular function: RNA polymerase II cis-regulatory region sequence-specific DNA binding; DNA-binding transcription repressor activity, RNA polymerase II-specific. Gene Ontology annotation, biological process: regulation of cytokine production; negative regulation of transcription by RNA polymerase II; regulation of immune system process. The record is from RefSeq and is a predicted model, not a curated record. NCBI's taxonomy places the organism in Eukaryota, Metazoa, Chordata, Testudines, Testudinidae.
CCGGGGCUGAGCCGCUGCUGCUCCCCAGCGGGGAGAGACCUUCGCUAACCCCCCUCUGUGCCCAGCCGGGGGGACUUUCUGCGGGGGCUGGACUCAGCCCCGGGCUGUAACGACACCAGCCCCUGAGCCGGAGCCUGCAGAUGACUCAACUGUUCCUGGCUAAAAAAUCUGUAAAAAUUGCACAUGGAAACACAUGAGUGAAUAAACUCACCUUGUGUGCAGGAAGCCCACACUCCAUCUAACCCAGGGCUAUUUCUAUUCCAGAUCUCUCCGAUGGAGCCAGGGGAGGAGCUGGGCACCUUGGAUGAAGAGGAAGGGGAGAUCCAGAGAGGAAUCUGCGCAGCAGAGGAUAGGACGGUGAAGAUAAAGGAGGAGGAUUGCCUGCGGGAAGCGGAAGCAGAUGGGAGGCUAUUGGGAAGAUCCGAAGGGAGCAUUUCCCGGAGUCCUGAGAAGGUGACUACCUACGAGAGCCAAUGCAGUUCAAAAGAUCUGGGGGAAAUUCCCAUAGAGGAGUCACAUGGUAAAUCCAGUACCACAGGCAGAGCUCUCAGGAAAUCUAAAAGUAUAAAAGUACAUCAGAGAAUCCACAUGGGAGAGAAACCCUAUAACUGCCUUGAGUGUGGGAAAAUCUUCAAUCGGAGGUCAUUUCUUAUUACGCAUCAGAGAAUUCACACUGGAGAGAAGCCCUAUAAAUGUCCCGAAUGUGGGAAAAGCUUCACUGUGAGAUCAACCCUUAUUAAACAUAAAAGAAUCCACACAGGAGAGAAACCCUAUAAGUGCCCUGACUGCGGGAAAAGCUUCCGUCUGAGCUCGACCCUUUGUACCCAUCGGAAAAUCCAUACAGGAGAGAAACCAUAUGAGUGCCUCAAAUGUGGGAAAAAAUUCCGAGUGAGCUCUUACCUUCUUGCACACGAGGCCACCCACAUGGUGGACAACCCUUACAAAUGCCCCGACUGUGGGAAAAACUUUAGUGUGAGUAGAGACCUCCAUGUGCAUCAGAGAAUUCACACGGGAGAGAGACCCUUUAAGUGCCCCGUGUGUGGGAAAAGCUUCAAUCGGAGAUCGAUCCUGAUUGUACAUCAGAGAGUCCACACUGGAGAGAAGCCCUAUAAAUGCCCUGACUGCGGGAAAAGCUUCAGUGUGAGCUCAGACCUCACAGCACAUCUGAGAAUCCACACAGGAGAAAAACCUUAUAAAUGCUUUGAUUGCGGGAAUAGCUUUCGUCUGAGCUCCCAUCUUACCAGACAUCAGAGGAGCCACACUGGAGAGAGACCCUAUAAAUGCCUGGUCUGUGGGGAAAGCUUCAGUGACUGCUCAGGCCUUAUUAAACAUAAGAGAAUGCACACUGGAGAGAAACGAAGGCCAGCACCUGUUACACAUCAGGGAACUAACAUGGCAGCAGCACCUUAUAAAUGCCCUGACUGUGGGAAAAACUUCAGUAUGAAUUCAGCCCUUGUUAAACACCAGAGAAUCCACACAGGAGAGAAACCCUAUAAGUGUCCCGAGUGUGGGAAAAGCUUCAGUUAUUGCUCAGCCCUUAUGAAACAUCAGAGAAUCCAUACAGGAGAGAAACCCUUUAAAUGCCUGGACUGUGGGAAAAGGUACAAUGACAGAUCAACCCUCCGGAGACACCGGCGAAUCCACUCAGAAGACAGGCCCUAUAAAUGCCCUGACUGUGGGGAACAAUUCAGUGUGACCUCAGGCCUUAUUAGACACCAGAAAAUCCACACUGAGGAGAGACCUUUUAAAUGUAGUGAGUGCAGGAAAAGCUUCCAGUCAAACUCACUUCUUAAAACACAUCAGAGGAUCCAUACGGGAGAAAAACCCUAUAAAUGCCCCGAGUGUGGGAAAAACUUUCGUCAGAGUUCCCACCUCAUAAGACAUCAGAAAAUCCACACAGGAUGCUUUGGUCCCAGCUGCUGCAGCCCGAGCUGGUAUCCAGGGGCACAGGAAACGGCUGGUUCAGCUGAGCGCGGUUGUAUCCGGUGCAGGCAGAGGCGAGAGUUUAGGGCUCCCAGAUGCGGCCACAAUCCCAGCGAGAGCAGGAGCGCGCGGCUCCUGACUGGUGAUGGAAUAGUGGGUGAGAACCAGGAAGAGAAUCCACAGCAGGCAGGUCCUGAGCAAGUGGAACCAUGUGGGAGAGUAUCGGGAAGAUCCAAAGGGGAUGUUUCCUUGAGUCCUGAGCGAGAAGAAGGCCAUGAGACUCAGCGCAGGUCAGAGAGGCAGAAGAGCAACCAGCAAAAGAAGAGAGAGGAUGAAUCCACUUGCCAAGGGAGAAGUUUGGAGGAUCCUAGUGAAAUCAUGGUCCAACCACGAGUCCACAUGAAAGAGAAACUGUAUAACUGCCCAGAGUGUGGGAAAAGCUUCGCUCAGAUAUCAAACCUCCUGGUACAUCAGAGAAUCCAUACGAGGGAGAGACCCUAUAAAUGCCCUGACUGUGGGGAAAGCUUCACGCUGAACUCAGACAUUAUUUCCCAUCGCUCAGUCCACACAGGAGACAGGCCCUAUAGCUGCCUUGAGUGUGGAAAAUGUUUUGCUAAUUUCUCAUCCCUUAUUUCACAUAGACGAAUCCACACGGGGGAGAGACCCUAUACAUGCCCCGACUGUGGGAAGAGCUUCAAGCGGAGCUCAGACCUUAGUAAACAUCGAAGACUUCACACAGGAGAGACGCCCUAUAAAUGCCCUGAGUGCGGGAAAAGCUUCACUCAAAGCUCAAACCUGGUUUCACACCAGAGAAUCCACACAGGAGAGACACCCUAUAAAUGCCCCGAAUGUGGGAAAAGCUUCAAACAAAGAUUCAGCCUCAUCGUACAUCAAAGAAUCCACAUCGGAGAGAGAUCCUAUAAAUGCCCCGACUGUGGGAAAAGGUUUAGUAACAGCUCCCAACUUAUUAGACAUCGACGAAUCCACACAGGAGAGAAGCCCUAUAACUGCUCUGAAUGCGGGAAAAGCUUCAGUCAGAGCUGGGGAGUCCUUAGACAUCAGAGAAUCCAUUCAGCAGAGACACCCUAUAAAUGUUCUGUCUGUGGGAAAAGCUACAAAGGGAAGGAUUCGCUGAAGUCCCACCAGAAAGUGCACACAGCGUAGAAGGUUUUGGGAGCUCUCCCUGUGGGGCAAUGGGUCUCUUCCCUUUGGAAGCAUGUUUCAUCUGAGGAUGGUCUGGGUAAAGGUAGCAGGUUGGUGGCUGGUCUGGGUUUUGGGGAGGGCAGGGGGUCGGUGAUGAGCAGGGGAGGAGGAAACACUGGGUACUUGGUUGCGGGGGAGCAGGUGAUGGUAUCACUGGGGAGACAUUUCUGUGGCUUUCACACACACACUUUCCAAUGUAGAGAAAAGGCAAAAAUCCUCCUAUAGUUUGCGUCUGAGUUGUCCCUGCAGCUCCUAAGGCCCCUCGGGGUGAGGGCAGGGGGAUGUUUUUGAAGGGAGCAGCGAGAGGUCCUGCAGGACUGUAGUUUAUAGAAUCAUAGAACUGGAAGGGACCUUGAGAAAUCAUCUAGUCCAGCCCACUGCA